AUGUCUGUGACCCCGCAUCAAGCCACUCUCUUGCUGCAACACUGCGGCGCACUCCUCUCCAUCACAACAAUGAGCAGCUUGCGAACUUUUCGCGUCGUGCUCUCGCGUGAUUUCGAUCCAGAGAUCACAUCAUGGAAUUACACAGUUGCCAACCUCCCGCAGGCCAGGCAGACAAACGCGGCUGGACUUGUCAAGUGCUUUUCCCUUGUUUCUUCGGGAACGGUGCAGGAGAUCGUCCUGCGGUUUGAAAGCGCGCCCUCCAACCGUGUUACACGCAAAGAGCCUUUGGACAGACUCCUCCUCCUUUCGCUGGCGGACUUCCGCUUGCGUUGGCCUUCAAAGUCGCCAGAUGACCCACCACGCGUAGCCACUGGCAGAGAGAACGGCAAUUACAUCACAAGACUACUCACCACUGGCGUUGUACUCAAUGGGAUUCACUACCACUUCUUUGGUCAUUCAAACAGCCAAACGAAGUCCAGAUCUUGCUUCAUGUAUGGCGCAUCGAAAGAAGACAUCUCUGCCAAGAUCGAAGCUAUGGGUGAUCUCUCGAAACUCAAGUCCGUAGGCAAGAAAGCAAAACGAAUUGGGUUGCUUUUCUCUAGCGCAGAGGCCGCGCUUGAUCUCUCCCCGGAACGCUGCAGAGACAUCGACGACGUCAAACGCGAUGAUUACGUUUUUACCGACGGAUGUGGUCUCAUUUCUCUUCAACUUGCUCGACAACUGUCCCAGAGACGCAACAUAAUAUUUCGCAAUCAGCGCUACCUACCGUCCGUAUUCCAAAUUCGAUAUCGUGGAUACAAGGGCGUAUUGACCUUAGACCCUACCCUUCAGGGUAAGGAACAGGUACAGUUUCGAGAAUCUAUGAGGAAGUUCAAGGAUGCGUCCGAUCACAGUUUCGCGGUCGUAGACUAUUCCAAGCCUUACGUCUAUGGUAGCCUAAACGAUGAGGUGGUGGUGCUCUUGCAUACGCUGGGUAUUUCGGCGGAUAUCCUUCUCGACAAGCAGCAGCAGCAUCUGCACUUCCUCAAUAACGUUAGCCAAGGUAAUCCUGGGGCAGCCUUCCAGUAUCUCUCAUACAGUGGCAGACUCGAUCUAGCAGAGAGACUUCUAUUAGAAGGCAUUGGAUCUGUCCACACGCUCCUAGGAAGGAUGAUCCGAGAAGAGUACACCAAGAUGCUGAACAAACGAAACGAACAACGAUGUCGGAUUCUGAUCCGCCGUUCACGGCUUCUCUUCGGUGUUUGUGACCCAAGUAGCAAGAAUGGUCACCCGGGAAAGCUCAGAGAAGUCUUUGUGACUUGGGAUCCAGAUAUCAUUCCACGAACGAUGGCACAGCCCGCCCAGUACCCAGGAGGCAAAGAACUUGUAACUUUCGGCGAAGUGACCGGUGACGCCCGAGCGGAGUACUUUGCCCGAUACACCAGUGCGUCCAUGGGGAAAGUCAAAAAUCUCUACAUGAGAUGGGCGCGCCUCGGUCAUGCCAUGAGCCCGCAAUGUCAACAACUCAAUCAGUUGUUUUCUCAGUGCGUUGAUGGAAACCACAUCCGGAUUCCUGACGACCUCAAGGAAUUCACGAAGUUAGAGGAUCCGUCUGAACCUAAACAUACCGUCGCUCCCUUCAUCUUGGAUGUUCUGCAUGAUGCUUGCACCCAGCUCAUUCUUCAGGCUGUCAACACACGACCCAACGACUGCGAUGAAGUCGACGUGAUGGAGCUCUUCCUCGCACGAGACAAGAUGGCGAUGUCUGAAUUCGAAUUACUGCAUCUUCUACUGCGCUGGUGUGAGCAUAGCGGUGAAGACAUUCUCGAAUACAGUCACCAUCUCGAUUUCAGUGCUUUGAGCGAUGAGCAGCAAAUAUGGUUUCUUAGCUGCCUUCCACCGUCAGCAACUGCGCCGAGUUUGGUACGGAACGGGCUUCUCCAGUCACAACUCGUCACGCCUGACGAGGUGAGCAAGUUUCGCCUAGAUCAGCCGCACCUGCACUGGAAGCCGGUCUUCAGAUCGUCCACCGACCGUAUGCAAAGAUUCUUGCCUACCGUCUCUCAGGCCUUGGAAAUCUUCCACAAGAAACUCAUCAUCUUGACGGUGGAUGAACGUCUGAGCGUUGCGAUAUACGUACCAAAAAAGAUUGAAAGAGCAAGCGAAGUUCAAGUCGACACCGGCGUCGUAGUCUUCGCUUUCCCCCACUCACAAGGCCUACAUUCACCAAACUACAAAAUGCUACCAACCAAGGUCAAUUACAGGCUGUUUUGCGAUGAACAUAUGUUUCAAUUGUACGAACGUCAGCGAAGUAACACAUGGAUCUUUCUGAGGCGUCCUCAGGCUGACGAUUCGCUCUACCGAAAUGAGAAAAACAAAGGAGACAAACGCAGAGCACGCGAGACUACUGUGCGCGACGGAGUCAACUUUGACUGCAAAGCUAGCAUUGCUUUGGACAAAGUUGGUCGAGGACUUCAGCAGCAUAUCGGCAAGGUGCAGCAAAAUGGGGUAUUGGGUGCGGAAAUAUAUGUCAUCAGCAACAGAGACAUCAACUCAAUGCGGGUGCUUGACGAGUGGCUUACCUUCGUCGACACUGAUGAAGUCUUACCGCUAUUUGAGAAACCGAACAAGAACUACGAUAUACCCAGAUUGAGUUCUAACGACUGGGCAGACUACCCCGAGACAGUAGUCGCCGUGGUUCGCGACAAAGACUUUGCUCACCUCCAAAAACUGAAGUCUGUGUCAGAACUGUCGACCAUCCUUGGUUUGCUCAACGACCAUGGUGAAAAGAAGAUGCUUUUGGACACGUUCUCGCAUGUUCUUGCUUUUGAAGCAAGCUCCGCUCUCUCGCUAGACCGGACGAUCGUAGCGUCGACUCUCCUCGACUUCCUACCGAAUGCGGUGUACCUGAUACCCGCAUUCUUCCGCUCUCAAACGUGGGAGACUCACAGGUCCUCGUUGGACGAACACCUUAUCCAUAUGGCCUUUAGUCUACCGAGACAUCUCGUCCUUUUGUCGGAGGAGAUGGGUAGUUUCAUCCGGCGUCCAAUCCAAAUCCUGUUGCAAGAACUGAAGUGCAUCUCGUUGAGAGAGUUCGCCGACAUCGUGGAGCUCAUUUCGCUUACGGUCCGCUCUUCCGAAACGGCCUUGGAUCUUCUUCUUGGGGUGUUAGAGCCUGAAAGCUCGCGGCUUCUGGUAGGACGGCCGACUGCAAUUCGGCAAUUCACGUCAUCGUUGUUCGGCAUCGCGCUUGACCAUGUAGAUGAAGCGUCUAGUGCUCGCGAGCAAAAGUCGCGAGAGUUUCUCGAGCUGCGCCUGGAUGGCCAUAGCGACGGCUGCGCAAUGGUCAAGGGCACACUUCGUAUCGAUUCUUCCUUGAAUGGAUUGCUCAAAGCUGGCGAUCACGUUCGUCUUACAGCAUCCGAUCCACCGCAGAAUGAUGUUAUCGCAAGGCUCUUCUCGAUGGAUGCUGUUGUGUCAUCAGCUGAACCAGGCAAGGUUGCAUUUCGGUGUCUUCAUCAUCCGCCGUCGUACCUUGGCAAGUGCGCCUGGAGUGUUACGCAGUGUGGAUCUUUUGUUACAAGCAAGACCUCUUUCGACGCUGUAACUGCUUUCUACACCGAGCGCGAAACCUGUAGUGCCAUCUACGCGAUGCUUCUCGGUCUUCCUCCGUCAAAACAAGAUAAGUCGAUUGGCAUCGAGCUACCGGUGACCGUCGCCCCAUCACUGAACGGAAGUCAGAACGCAGCGCUCGCUGCUUCGAUGAAACAUUCAUUGACGUUCAUCUGGGGCCCUCCGGGUACAGGAAAGACUCAUACAAUUGUCGUCAUUAUUACCCAGCUGCUGGAAAAACUACCCAAAUUACGAUUCCUCGUUACUGCGCCAACGCAUAAUGCAGUGGAUAACAUGCUGAGGAGGUUCGUGGCCUACCCUGAAGCGAAGAAUGGUGGCAUUGUCCCUGUUCGGGUAUCGACGCAGCUUUCCAAAGUCGCUCAGGACUUACGUACGUACACGUGUGACGCCAUGGUCGGCAAAGACCUAAGCGCGAACUUCCCAGCUCGGCGUAAGGCGCAGAAGAGGAUCAAAGAGGCCCGUCUCGUGUUUACUACGUGCACUGGAGCUGCGUUAGGUUUGCUUCGUAACGAGGCUUUCGAUGUCGUUAUCAUUGACGAAGCCUCACAGCUUACUGAGCCCGCAACCCUGGUGCCUCUUGUCAAAGGGUGCUCGCGUGCGAUAUUAGUUGGAGACCAUGUCCAGCUUCGCGCCACGGUUCAACAAACUGCUGUGGUAACCUGUUAUGACGUCUCACUCUUUGAACGCCAUUAUAAUCUAGCACCAAGAGAAGGCGUCGCAAAAGUCAUGCUCAACAUGCAGUAUCGCAUGCACCGCUCCAUCUGCGAUUUCAGCUCCUCCGAGUUCUACGACAGUAAACUCCAUACUGCUGUAGCUGACAACGCGCGUCCGCUGCCUCCUUCGCUCUUCCCCUGGCCUAAGACAAAUCGUAUGGUUUGGGUCGAAUGCGCUGCACCUGAAGACCUUUUCCAGCAAUCCAAGUCGAAUGCUGGCUAA
This is a messenger RNA of Alternaria ethzedia, 4548 nucleotides long. RefSeq lists its product as uncharacterized. Gene Ontology annotation, molecular function: RNA-directed RNA polymerase activity; helicase activity. Gene Ontology annotation, cellular component: nuclear RNA-directed RNA polymerase complex. Lineage: Eukaryota; Fungi; Ascomycota; Dothideomycetes; Pleosporales; Pleosporaceae. The record is from RefSeq and is a predicted model, not a curated record. Gene Ontology annotation, biological process: siRNA processing. The transcript has 6 exons. Bases 1 to 4548 code for a protein of 1515 amino acids.